CUGUCAAAAAGGUGUGGAGGUCACGCACCGUCACCACCAGGCACAUUUAGUUUGUGCUCAUUUGCGCUCCUUCUCGCACCCUUGUAGCCCGGCGCAUUCGACCUCAGCAGCUCCCAGGCUGGAGUGACAAAUGCGGCUGGGAGUGGCUGGACAACCCCGCCAACGACUUCUGCUACCUGAUGCGAGGAAGCGGCCGCAAAACCUGGAAAGAGGCGCGCGACGACUGCAAGCUCUACGGAGCUGACCUGCUCGCCAUCACCGACUCCCAUGAGCAGGCUUUUGUACACGGUCACAGCAAGGCUCUACUGACAUCUCCCUCCCUGUGGCUGGACGCCAAAGCCUCCCUCGCCGAGGACGGCAGCAGCUGGGCCGACGGCUCCCCGUUCAGCUACGUCCACUCGAGCGCAGGUCACCAUGACAGCAAAUCUAAAGGAGACUGUCUUUCCUUCCUCACUGACAACGGCUACUGGAAAUUUGACAUGUGCGAGAACAAGAGAGGCUACAUCUGCAAGAGAAGAGCGGCGACAGCGCAACCAGCUCCGCUGCCUCACGCUGGCUUCGUCAAGCUCGAGGUAUGCAAGAACGCGGACGGCCGCGCCACCUGUCCCGAGGGCAAAGUCAUCCGCAUCCAGUCGGCCUUCUACGGACGGAGGAGCGGUGACGUCUGCCCAACCCAAAUGGGAUCAGACGCGCCAGGCUGACGUGCAACUGGCUGCUCGCUCGCAG
Messenger RNA from Syngnathus acus (greater pipefish), 726 nucleotides. RefSeq names its product macrophage mannose receptor 1-like. Gene Ontology annotation, molecular function: signaling receptor activity. The record is from RefSeq and is a predicted model, not a curated record. Bases 180 to 701 code for a protein of 173 amino acids. Lineage: Eukaryota; Metazoa; Chordata; Actinopteri; Syngnathiformes; Syngnathidae. The transcript has 7 exons.